UCAUGCCAUGAGAAAACGGUUAUGUAGUAGAGCGUUCUUCGCUGCCAGAUCGAGGCCUUUCAAGAUCAGAACAGUGUUGGCCAGCGAUACAGUCAUUAAGAAUCCGACAAACGGCAUCGAACGGAUUUGUGUCGGAACAAUAAGAUUCGCAUAGGUUUUGCUGGGGAAAUUUGUUUUCCGUGUUUGGCGGACGCUGUGCACCCGAUCAACGAGCGAAAUGUGCGGAAGUCCGUGUGGUCAACGUGGUUGAGAGUCUGAUCGUUAUUCCUUCAACACGAUGGCGCGCGUCCGCCCGCGUCCGCACGCCGCACUGUGCGCCGGCGUCGUCCAUCUGAUUGGCCUACUUUGCCUGCCAACUGCACUACAUGCUGCCGCGGAGGCGGUGGAGCGCUUUCGCUUGGAUGACGUUAUUCGAAGAUCUGAUCCUCUGGAUUGCAAGCAUCCCGCGGUGCGCUUCGAGGAGCCCUGCGAUUGCUACAAGUUGCGCGAUGUGACGCCGCUCACGGCUGUGAUCCACUGCGACCGUGUGGCCUUCCGCUUCUUCCCGCCGCUCCCGCUGGACGUCCCCCUACAUCUAGCUGUCUUCCGGCACACCGGUUAUCAAUCCCUCCCGCCGGAGCUCUUCACCGCCGGCUUCCGCCACGCCCACCUCACCGCCCUGGAUCUCGCGCACAAUGCUCUGCUUUCCCUCCCCAGCCACGCCUUCUCCGGGCUGGAAGACAGCCUCCUCUUCCUCAACCUCUCCAACAACAACCUCGGCUCCAGUUUCCAGCCGCAACUCGAUCUCCCGGAACUAAAAACCUUAACCAACCUCCAGUUCCUGGAUUUAUCCGGAAACGGGAUUAAGAUCCUGUCGGACGGUUUCUUCCAGGGAUUGCGCCAGCUCCGGGAAGUGUACUUCCGGGAUAAUGAACUCAUGGAUCUAUCUGCGUUCGCCGGACGCGAUUUGGCUGGACUGGAGGUUCUAGAUGUGACCGGAAACCGGGUGUUCCGGGUGGAGUCCCGGAAGUUAUCCCAAUUAAUCGGGUUGACGCGGCUGGUGUUGCGGGAUAAUUUUAUCGGGCAGCUGGGAGGUGGAGCGUUCGCCGGGACAAAGUUGCGUAGUUUAGAUUUGAGCGGUAACCGGUUGGCUUUCUUGGAGGAUGACGUCAUGGCGGGCGUGGAAAGCACUCUGGAGGAACUGGAUGUGUCCGGGAAUGCACUGCGGACCCUGCCGAAUUUCAGUCAGUUGGGGAAAUUGCGUAUGUUGAACUUGUCGAAUAACCAACUGGAAGAUUUGGAAACCGCGAAAGUGAACAUACCAUUAUCUCUGCAUAUUUUGGACAUUUCCGGCAACUUUUUCACCAGACUGUCCGUCAGUGAUUUCUCCGCCCUUUCCGGAUUAACGGAAUUUUAUCUUUCCCGCAAUUUUCUCGGCGUUCUGCAAAUUCAAUCGGGCAACACUUUCCCGAAUCUCAAAAUCCUCGAUCUCACCGCCACAAAUAUUUCCACAUUAUCUUCCAAUUUUUGGACGGCAUUCCCUAAUAUUACCGAUUUGGAACUGAGCUACAACAAUUUUCCUAGCGGAUUUGCAGGGCAAUCAUCCAGUCUCCAACGGUUAUCCUUACGGAAAUGCAAAAUUCAAAAACUGGAUAAAAAAUUCUUCGAAAAUUUCCGUUUAUCCAGUCUUGACCUUUCCGGCAAUUUCCUGGACAAUUUACCAAAUCUUCCAACAAACAUUUCGGAUUUAAAUUUAUCAUGGAAUAAAUUUAUUGUAAUUCCAUCUCUAGCGCAGACUCCACUGAUUAAUCUGGAUGUAAGCGGGAAUUUUAUUAACAACGUUUCUCUGGAUAAUCUUCCCAUGGCGUCCCUGGUGACCUUUAACAUUAGCCGCAAUAAAUUGGACACUUUGCCCUUAUUAACGUCGGAAGAGCAGCACCGUGAUUUCCUGGGCGACACACGCUCGAUGCCGGCGCAGAAUAGCGCCGUGACCUUUCCGUUGCAAAUUCUUGAUGCUUCGUUUAAUCAGAUUCAGAGUUUAGACCGUGUGUUGACCGGAUGGUCACAAUUGCGGAAAUUGUAUUUAGCCGGCAAUCGGAUCCAAAUGAUCACGAGCUUUUUUCUGAGUGACCUUUCCAAUUUAGAAGAGGUGGAUUUGGCGGGAAAUGGGCUGAGUAUGCUGGAGAAUCGGACGUUUUUACGCUUAGCGAGUCUGCAACGGAUUAAUUUGCGGAACAACCAGAUAAAGGUAUUCAAUGGUUUCGCGUUCGAUAUGUUGACCAAACUACAACACCUUGACCUUUCGUCUAACCAACUCCAGUCGGUCCAUCCCAAAAAUCCCUUCGAAAAAUUUCCCUCUUUAAAAACUGUAAUUUUAUCGGACAACAACCUGAAAGAAUUCGCGCUUCGCGAUUUUGUCGCUAACAGCAGCAUCGUCCGUCUGAUAAUGGAACACUGUCACCUCCUCCGGCUUUCGAUCGGCACCUUCGACAAUAUGGAGCAUCUACGCGAGCUGCGAUUAAACGACAAUAAUAUCGCCGAAAUGCAGGAAGGAUUAUUCAGCAGCACGCCGCAGCUGCAAAUCAUCGAUCUGCAGCGAAACGAUAUCAGUUCCCUGUCGGAGAAUGUGUUCCGGCAAAUACGAAGGCUCGAGUUGCUGGAUUUGGGAUACAAUAAACUGGAGAGUUUAAAAAGGAAUACCUUCGCGAAGGAGAAAAUCGACCGGUUGGAAAAUCUGAAUUUGGAAGGAAAUCGGUUAACGGAAAUCCCGAUCAAUGCCCUGUCUGACCAGGAAUUCAACCUGAUUUCGUUGAACCUAAAAUCCAACAAUAUCGCAAUCAUCCCUUCCGGUUCCCUCAUCAGCACCAAACACUUGAACAUCGCGUUCAACCCAUUAAAAGCCGACAGCAUCCGGCUGCUGCUCUCCGAACCGAAGUUGACCUUUGCGCUGGACCUAUCCGGUACCGGCUUGAGCGAUCUGCCGCCGCUGCAACUGCAGUUUUUAUCGGCACUGAACCUCUCGCAUAACCGACUGACCAGCUGCGGCGAUCCCGUGUCCUGGGAUCGCGCGGCGCUGUUAACCGUCCUUGACCUUUCCUUCAACUGGAUCUCCAGUAUGCAAGAAUCACAGUUAACGGUGGUCUUACCGAAACUGGCGUUUUUAAAGGUUCUGAAUUUAAGCAACAACCUCUUACGCAACAUCCGCGAGAACGACUUCGCCGGCCUGAUCAACCUGGACACCCUGGACGUCUCCAACCAGCCGCGCCUGGAGACUUUCGACAUCAGCAAUUUCAUGCAGCUACCACGUCUGCAAUCGCUCUUCAUCUACAACUACCCGCGUCUAAUCAACUUCCCGUUGGAAGAUAUCUCCUACCAACCGCUCUUCCUCCGCACCCUCCACGUCGAAAUCAAGAAACCCCUUCUCAAAGACGACCUUGACGGUUUCCUCACCCCCGGACUCCGGAGCCUCACCAUCACCGGGAAGUCGCUCCGGGAGGUGUCCCCGCGGGCGUUCCGUUCCCUAAACCCGAGCACUAUCUCCAUGUCCUUUGAGAACACCUCCCUGGAGACCCUUCCGGCGGCGGCAGUGUUCGGGCGCUUCCCUAGGAAUUCUAUGGUGGACUUCCGGUUAUCCGGGAGCCAGUUGGCCGGGAUGGAGCUGGCGGGGCUGCUGCAGAACGCCGAGGUGGAGCGCGGGGCGUGGCUGGUUGAGGGGAACCAGCUGGAUUGCACGUGCAAUGUCAGUCUGUUGCAGCCAGUGUGGAGGAGUGUCCGGGAGGCGGGGCCGGGUGUUCCGAAUGUGGUUUGUGAUGCGCCAGCGGGAUUUAGAGGGAAAAACGUCCUGUUUGUGGAGACAACGGAGGAGACGUGUGCGCAGAUGACAGAGCCGACGGAAAGGUCACCGGUGAUAAAGAAUGCGGCGAACGGGAACCGCGCGUCGAAAUCAGGCGGCAAUCGCGACGAUCGUCGACACUUUCAGCCGAGCGUCACCGAGCCGGAGAUCAUCUUCGAGGUGACCAGCCCCGCCUCCACCACUCCGGCCCCUCCCACCUACCGCAUGGAGGGCAUGAUCGCCGGCAUCAUUCUGGCUACCCUCCUCUUAACCGGCGCCAUCAUCCUAGCCAUCGUCUGCUGGAACCGCCGGGAGAAACAGCGGCGCCGGGCCCUCCUUCUCCAAUCCUCCCGCCACGGCUUAGCCUGCGAGUCGCAGUACGCCGUCUUCUCCAACCCCGACAUCGUGGCCCACCCCACCUGGUACCCCCCGCCCAAACCGGUGUUCGUCGUCCCGCUGUCCCCUAGCUUCGACCCCCACGGGGUGGCGGGCGGUGCGCUGUACCUGGCGCCGGACAGCGUCAGCAGCGCCCCCUCGGUGGACUAUACCGUGGAGCUGGGGGAGCCGACCAGUGAGUCGGAAUUCGGGGUGAUCGACGCCGGGGAAGUGGAGAUGGAUAGUCGGAUUACGUACUCGUAUAUGGAGGCCGGGGACACGACGGAUGAGGGGCCGUAUAGUGAGGAUUACUUCCCGGAUGAUGAUAGUGUGGAGGCGUCGUACAGGCAGGAACAAGCCUAUACGCGACGUUACCAAAUGCCAUAAAACAUUUUAUAUCGAUUACCAAUGUCGGUUGUAUGUUCAUGUAAAACUAACGAUUCUUGCGUGUAGAGUUUCCUAUGGUGACCUUUAGUCCUUUACUGCUCGUAGAUGUUGAACUGACCAUUCUGUGAUAACUGUGUUGUGGGUUUGAUACUCGUGUAAUUUUAAUGGAGGUAGUAAUUAACAACA
Molecule: messenger RNA, 4759 nt
Organism: Paramacrobiotus metropolitanus
Lineage: Eukaryota; Metazoa; Tardigrada; Eutardigrada; Parachela; Macrobiotidae
Product: chaoptin-like
Exons: 8
Coding region: 278-4573 (1431 amino acids)
Molecular function (GO): protein binding
Source: RefSeq, a predicted model, not a curated record